CUCACGGCGCUGGCCGCGGCAGCGGGACGAGCAGCCCCCGCUCUCCCCAAUGGAAAGCUCUCCCCGUGCGCCUGCCACCAUAAAUCAGCUGCCCUUCUCCUGAAUAACAGCAUUCACUGAAGUUACAGUAGGAAACUUGUCUGGGUGGACACCGUGCCAUUGCUGCGCGGUGCCGAUCGCCGGCCUGGCGCUGAAAUAUCGCAUUGAUUGCCGCUGCCGCUGCCAGCGCCGGGCUAUCGCAGCCGGGAGGAGCAGGGCGAACACCGGGGGAAGAGGCGCCGGGGAAAAAGGCAGGGUCGGACCGUCUCGCCGAUCUCUCCGGGAAUAAGAAGCACGCUGGAUGUGUUAGAUGCUGGAAGCACCGGAGGAAGCUGGCGCGUCCCUGGGAGGAUUUGCAGGCUAAACUUGGCCGGGGGCUCGCUGUCGGCAGCCGGGCGCUCGCAGGCAAAGCGGAGGGAAAAGCAUCCUGUGCUCCCCCAGCCACACAGUGAGAAGCAGUGCGUGCCACCCCUGUGCAAGACCGAGCUGGGAAUAAAAGGAGAACAAUGCAUUUCCUGGCCUGGUUCAAUUUGCUGCUUCUCCUUCCUUGUUUUGGUACCACAAAAACCUGCUUCCCUGGCUGCCACUGUGAAGUGGAAACCUUUGGUCUCUUUGACAGCUUUAGCUUGACCAAGGUGGACUGCAGCGGAAUAGGCUCACACAUUGUUCCUGUCCCAAUCCCUCUGGAUACCUCCUACUUGGAUCUAUCAUCAAACAAACUGGAAACAAUAAAUGAAUCGAUGCUUACUGGCCCUGGAUACACCACCCUGGUGAGUCUCGACCUGAGCUACAACAAAAUUGCCAAGAUUUCCUCCACAACAUUCUCCAGGCUUCGGUACCUGGAGUCCUUGGAUCUGAGUCAUAACUCUCUGGAAGUCCUUCCGGAGGACUGUUUCUCCAGUUCUCCUCUAAGUGACAUAGAUUUGAGCAAUAACAAACUUUUGGAUAUAGCUAUGGACAUUUUUGCUUCAAAAGGUCAGGGCAAAUCCCUGAAUGUGGAUCUAUCCAAUAAUAUGCUCAGCACAAUUACAAGGCACCAUGAAAAGAGCAUUCCAAACAUCCAGAACUUAAAUCUUUCUGGAAACAGGCUAACAUUUGUACCAAACCUCCAAGGCAUUCCUCUCCGAUAUUUAAAUCUCGAUGGAAACCCUCUGGUUAAGAUUGAGAAAGGAGACUUCACGGGGCUGAAAGACUUGAUUCAUUUAUCCCUCAGUGGCCUGCAUGGUUUCAGAGAGCUAUCUCCUCAUAGCUUCAAGGAACUCCAAGCUCUUCAGGUUCUGGAUUUAUCCAACAAUCCCAACUUGAAGUCGCUGACUGCUGAGGUUAUCUUUGGUCUGAACUCCCUACAAGAGCUCAACCUGUCUGGGACAGGCAUAACAUCCUUGCCAAAGACUUUGCUGAAAUACCUGCCUUCCAUCAAAAGCAUCACCUUAGGGAAGGACAUUCAGUGUCUCAAGACCAUCAAAGAAGGACAGUACCACCGACAAAUUGGGCUGACCAAAAAGGAAGUCCUCAGUUGCUAUGACAGCCAUGGAUCCGUAGCAGCAGCACCUUAUGUUUCGUGAUGAAAAUUGGGGAGAAGGAGGAGUGGGGCAGGGAGGGUGGGGGGCCAUGGGACUUGUACAGGUGUCGGACUGAGAUGGCUUGCAGUGUGCCUUUUGUAAAACUGUCAAUAAUUUAUAUAUUUGUACUUGCCAAUAGUUGAUUGUUUGUGGAUUUUAUAAACUCUCAAAUCUCAGCCUGCGUUAUCUGCAGGCUCCAGAUUUUACCCGGUGCAUUGAGGUCCUCACUCAUCCUGUUGGCUCAAGAGCAGUUUUCCACAAAAACUGGAAUGUGUGUAGCCCUUCAAAGUAUCAAAAAAAAAGAUGCAGGGACAAGUCGCUCUGCAGGUCCCAGGGCAGAACAGUCUGUCUGGAGCAAACCCUUCAUGCCUCAGACACGUUUGUAGGAGCAAAGCUAUACCUCUGGAGAGCACACACCAAAAUGUACCAGCUCUGUAGCUGCUUGCUUACAAACCCAUGCAUCAUCCUUCUUUUAAUUAUUACUCCCCAAAAUGUGCCUUCUGGAUGCUGCCUUCAUUAGGAGCACCCUGUUUUCUGUCAUGCACUUUCAGUCUUGAAGAAACAUUUCCAGACAAACCUGAAUACAGGGUGCACCCAGUGUGCUGGGUUUUACAUGUUAUUUGCAUAGCUGUGCAAUGAACACUGAGUAAGUCGAGACAUUUUCCCACCCAUUUCUCCUUGUUUUCCUACCUUGAUCCUUUUCAUGUCUAAUUAACUUAGGUCCGGCUUUGGCAGCCUCCCGUCUUUGCAACCUCGGUGAGCCAUUGUUCAGAGGUGGUGUGCAGCAGAGGGGUCUGCUAACAGCCACAUCUCACCCAGGAACUAGCCUGGGAUGAGGGAGGUUGCAAAGGGAAGAGGUUGUGUAGGCUAGCUCAAAAAAAAAAAAAAAAGGAAAACAAUCCCUCUGCCCUUUCUGGGGAAGCUUGGAAAGAAACUCUGACAGGGAUUUUUUCUUGAUGACAUUAUCAAACCAAGAUGAAGUCCUAGAGGAUAUGAGAGUAGGUUGUUUCCAGGCUGACAUUCCCCAUCUGAAUGCAACAUCUGCAGCUCAUCUGGGCAUAUGUGAGGCAACUUGCCGUGCCAAAACACUUCUGAGAACGUGCCAGGGGAAGAAUUAACACUAAUGCAUGUGGCCCUGGAGCACUUUGCUUAUCAGAGAAAAGAUCUUUGGGGUUUUUUUCCAGAGUUGUGGCUUUUCUUUUUCUCACACAGCUCUUUGGUUGCCAAGUGAACCUGAUAAACAGAAAUCUCAUGAAAAGCCUGGUCCUCCAAGUUUUACUCAUUUAUUUCCCUCCAUUGCUCAAAUGCUAGCGAAAGAAAACCCCUCUGGACCCUCUUUUUCUCCAGUCUAAGAGGAAGUGGGAGAAGGCAGCACAGCACGACUCAAUGCCAUGUGUGAAGCCUUCAACUUGCUUGUAGGAGCAAUGGAGGUGACUGCUGAGGUCUGCUCCACAUCUGGCAUGCUCUGUCCGGGGGGAUGGGAUGUUGUGGAUGGGGGUCCUGCCCGAGCUGAACUGCAGUUUGGUCUCUUAAACCCAGCCCUGCAUCAGGGCCACUUUUAAUGUUUGAGUUAGGGAAAUCCAUGUAAAGGUGAUGCAGAUAUAAACUCAUCUCACAACUGUCUUUGAGAGUGUUGGAAGAAGCUCAGGUUUUGUCCUCAUACCCCUAAAAGUCUUGGAAAGUGGAAACCAUGUUGCCCAAACCCACAGACUCCAUUAAAGUCAGAGUCAACACCUAACUUUGGAUACUGAAAUUUGGUACUCCCACAUUUCCAUCUAUCUCCAUUUCAAUAAUUUGUUUGGGUAGCUUAGGGUGGGAUUUUUAACCCUUCCAUCAGUUUUGGGGAUUUUUCCCCCUAUACUGAGCCGUUGCAAUGUUUGACCAGCCUUCACAAUCAUAGGAAACAUAUUGAUUUUCUUAAAAAGGCAAUGGGGCUGCCUAUGGGCAGAGAUCUGGAGGGUAACAGAAACAAACUGCAGUGCAAGACGGGGCAGUUUGUGGGGAAAGAUAUGUGGGUUUUACUGGAUCUUGCCUUUUUAAGAGAAUUAUUUUCUGCUGGCAGAAAAUGUAUUUUUUUUAAAGAAAGCUGUUUACUUUUUUAAGCCUGUACAUAGAUGAAACAUUACGGUUAUCACCUCCUGUCAAAGUUACUGUCUUUGCAGCACUGUGGUAAAUUUAAAACCCAAUGUGACAAUCCAAUUGAAGACUGCAAGAUUUCCUUGUGUAAUCUCACGCUAGCUGCUAGCUAAACUAGUCUUAGCAAAAGCUGGCAAAUACUGUCGCUGUGUUUGUCUGUUUUUUUAAAGAACCUCUGCAGCAUUGUAAGGCUUUGUGAUUGCUCACAAUAUAAUAAAGUAAUUUGGAGGAGAAUAAA
This is a messenger RNA of Cyanistes caeruleus (blue tit), 3975 nucleotides long. RefSeq names its product tsukushi, small leucine rich proteoglycan (gene TSKU). Lineage: Eukaryota; Metazoa; Chordata; Aves; Passeriformes; Paridae. Gene Ontology annotation, cellular component: extracellular matrix. The record is from RefSeq and is a predicted model, not a curated record. Gene Ontology annotation, molecular function: protein binding.